Molecule: messenger RNA, 606 nt
Organism: Sphenostylis stenocarpa
Lineage: Eukaryota; Viridiplantae; Streptophyta; Magnoliopsida; Fabales; Fabaceae
Source: the annotation of a GenBank genome assembly
AUGGCACCAAAGAUCAUCAACAAUGGAACAGGCAAGAGAUCAGCAAUUAACAGAGGUUCAUGGACCCCAGAGGAGGACAGAAAGCUUGCCCAAUGCAUUGAAACUCAUGGUGCAAAGAGGUGGAAGACUGUUGCACUCAAAUCAGGUUUGAAGAGAUGUGGAAAGAGUUGCAGGCUGAGAUGGUUAAACUAUCUGAGGCCUAAUAUCAAGAGGGGAAACAUAUCAGAUGAAGAAGAGGAUUUGAUUCUUAGGCUUCACAGACUUCUGGGAAACAGGUGGUCUUUGAUAGCUGGUAGGCUUCCAGGACGAACAGACAAUGAAAUUAAGAAUUAUUGGAAUUCUCAUUUGUGCAAAAAGCUGAAUAAAAAAGAGGAGAGACCAGAAUCUUCAACAACACAGGAAAUUACUGGCCAGAAUCUGAAUGCUGGGCACAACAACCCUGCAAUGUCAGAGAACGAGGUUGCAACUAAUGAAAGUGGCACCUUGGAUGUUACUUUCAACGUUGACGACUUUUUCAACUUCUCUGCAGAAUCCAGUGGUUUAGAUUGGCUGAACAAGUACUUGGAACUUGACAAGAUUCCUGAGUGCACGAAAACAUCUCAAUAA